AUGGCUCUCUCUCGAAUUAAGGGUCGCCUUACGUCAUCUUCAUCCGCGCAACCACCAUCUCCGAUGCCAAAUCCCAGGGUAUCCUCUCGCUCCGAUCCUCCGUUCAACAAUUACGCUGACAAACUGAAGAACAUUCCGGAAUUUGAUCUGCCGGACGACAUGAACAGACUACCGGUUGCCGAUGUGGAAUACCGGUUAAUCAAAGCUAAGGACAAGAAUUCGAUCCAAAAGAUGUUGGAUUCUGCCGUUAAGUUUGGGAUGUUUCAGGUAAGCGGUCAUGGGAUAUCGCCAGAGGAGCUGAAUGCAGCAUUCACCGAGGCAGAAUUCUGUUUUGGAUUGUUGGCAGAAAGAUGGAGCCGCGACGGUGACAGGGAGGAGUUUGCUUGGUCUCGAUCCGCCAUGGUGGCCGCGCAACGGAGGAAAGAGGUUAAAAAUGAUCAACAGUUUCAUAUGUUUAGACAAAAAAUGGAUAAUAUAGCAAAAAAGCUGGAAGGAGUUGCAAAAGAUGUGGCUCAGAUUAUUGCAAGUAAUGGUGGUAAGAAGCCUCGGAAGAAAAUCAAGGAAAAUGAAAUAAGAAUGACGUUGUUCAAGCAUUGUAACUCAUCUCUGCAGCCUCACACUCCACGUUCAUGUCAAACUCCGAGUGCGAUGGAUGGGCCAAGACGUGAUUCGGCCACAUUUGCUCUCGGGCUUCACAUCCCGACCGACUGUGGAGAGUUUCGUCUCUUGUCUGAUGAUGGACCCUACUCAUUCCGCGCCUACCCUAGCACCAUUGUCUUCACCAUUGGAGAACAAAUGCAGGAAUGGAGCUAUGGGGAGUUCAGAUCUGUAUUUGGGGAGAUAAACAUAGAACCAGAUAUUCAAGAUGAAAAGGGAGCAUACUCAAUUGAACUCAAGUGCUCACCUACGGUUCUAAAUGAGGCAGUUGAUAAAAAUGACAGCAUCUCCAUAACUGAUCAGAUCAUAUUUGUAGUCGUAGUUGCCAUUGUUUACAAACUAUUUACCUAUUUGCUUUCUUGAUUUCCUUCCUUGUCAAAGAAGGCUAAUUACUUGCCAUACAAUUUUGGCCUGCAAUUCGGUCGAAGCUCAUGCUAUAUGCUUUCUUAUGGCCAAAACCAAACAAGUAGAAGGCUUGCAUUGCUAUAAUUGUAAUAGAUUGUGUCUAAAACCACUUCUGAUUUUUUUUUUUAAUUUAUGUUUUUUCAUUUGACUUGUUAGUAUUUGGUUGACUAUGUAAUAAGAAAUAUUCAAUGAGUAUAUUAUUAUUUGUUAUAAAGAAUUAUAUUUAGA
Helianthus annuus (common sunflower) is the source of this 1290-nucleotide messenger RNA. RefSeq lists its product as uncharacterized. The transcript is spliced from 3 exons. Lineage: Eukaryota; Viridiplantae; Streptophyta; Magnoliopsida; Asterales; Asteraceae. Bases 1 to 1020 code for a protein of 339 amino acids. The record is from RefSeq and is a predicted model, not a curated record.